ACCACCUUUCUUCCUACUACGGUUACAGACAUCCCCACGACCACGCGCGUGCGACAGGAGCUUGGGCAAUCGUGACACCACCGCAGUCCGCAGCAGCAACCGGCAGCAUUCACUAUGUGUGGCGGCGCGAUCAUCUCCGAGCUCAUCCCGGAGCGCGACCACCACCGCGCCGGCAGCAAGCGGAGCCGCCUCUGCACCGCCGACUUCUGGCCGCACGCCGCCGCCGCUUUCGACGACCCUACCGACCACGAUCUCUACCCCGACCUCACCGGCGCCGGCACGUUUCCACCCGAUCACCAAGCAGAGCCGAGCAGGAAGCGGGAGCGCAAGACGCUGUACCGCGGCAUCCGGCGCCGGCCGUGGGGCAAGUGGGCGGCGGAGAUCCGGGACCCGGCCAAGGGCGCGCGGGUCUGGCUCGGCACCUUCGCCACCGCCGAGGCCGCCGCGCGCGCAUACGACCGCGCCGCCAGACGCAUCCGCGGGGCCAAGGCCAAGGUCAACUUCCCCAACGAGGACCCGCCGCCGGAAACCGACGACUACGAUCAUGACAUCGUCCACGCCGUGCCGCCCUGCGACGCCAGCGGCCUCCUCGUGGACGGCUACGACAUGGCGAGCUUCUUCCAGCACCAGCCCUACAUGGCUGACACCGUCACGGUGGCGCACGAGGAAGCGCCGGUGUACGCGCACCAGCUGCCAAGGCAAGAGGAGUGCAUGAUGGAGCUCUGGAGCUUCGACGACAUCCACACGGCCGGACAUAUCUGAUCAUCAAAUCGGUGGUGUCUUCUACAUGUAAUUUCCAGUUUAUUUGUUAAGCAUACUCAUGUUGAACCUGUAACAAGUUCUGAAUUCUAAUCUGUCAUUGUUCGCUGCAGUCUU
Lolium perenne is the source of this 876-nucleotide messenger RNA. RefSeq names its product ethylene-responsive transcription factor ERF071-like. Gene Ontology annotation, molecular function: DNA binding; DNA-binding transcription factor activity. The record is from RefSeq and is a predicted model, not a curated record. Gene Ontology annotation, biological process: regulation of DNA-templated transcription; ethylene-activated signaling pathway. Lineage: Eukaryota; Viridiplantae; Streptophyta; Magnoliopsida; Poales; Poaceae.